Messenger RNA from Paramecium octaurelia, 170 nucleotides. The record is from the annotation of a GenBank genome assembly. Lineage: Eukaryota; Ciliophora; Oligohymenophorea; Peniculida; Parameciidae.
AAUGCUUUUUAAAAUUGUGAGGAAUGCUGUGAUCACUAUGCAGAAAUCCACUCCCAGAUUUUAUUUCAAUUAAACCAUAGAGCCCACACAAUCUUAAUAAGAUGAGAUGUAUUCAACAGUAUUGGCAACAGAAUAAUACAAGUACAAAUUUAAUUAUAUUUGUGGUUGAU